Nicotiana tabacum (common tobacco) is the source of this 1519-nucleotide messenger RNA. Lineage: Eukaryota; Viridiplantae; Streptophyta; Magnoliopsida; Solanales; Solanaceae. The record is from RefSeq and is a predicted model, not a curated record.
UCGGUUUCCUCAUAAAUACCCCCCUCCACUCUCUUUCUGACGACCCUAUUUAUUACCCGCCCCAUCUCCAUUUCCCAUUUUUCUCCUCAAAUCUGGAAAAAUGUCCACCUUUUUUCCUCAGCCUCCGCCAUUCCCGAUGCCUUUCACUACCACCGUCAACGGCGGAGCUACUCCUAACACCGCCAUUACUCAACCUGUUGAUAACAAUCUUCUCAGCGAUAAUAAUACUCCUUCACCUUCUUCAUCAUCGUCUUCCUCUUCUUCGAUCAUUAUAGUUAUCAUUGUUAUUGCAUCUGCUAUUAUCGUUUCUGCUUCUAUAUACCUCAUCCUUCGCGUGAUCUCGCGGCGGUUCCACCGCUCCUUCCGUACAUACGCCGCGGCGGAUGAUGUUGUCUCGCAUUCUGCUGCUGCUACGGCGGUUACUGAAAACCGUUGUUUUGAUGACCGACGGAGUUCGGAGGAGGAGAAAUUGGUUGAUUCGUUACCGCUUUUUACGUUUGGUUCUGUUACUGGAAAUUUAACCGGUGUCGACUGUGCUGUCUGUUUAUCGAAAUUCGAAAAGGAUGAUCAGCUGCGUCUGCUUCCGCUAUGUUGUCACGCAUUCCACAGCAGUUGUAUAGACGCUUGGCUCGUAACAAACCAGACUUGUCCGCUCUGCAGGUCUACCGUGUAUCCUACGGACGCAGAUGUGCUUAGUAAAGUGUUAGCGGUGGAAAACGCCGAGGCUCGCGGCGGAAAUGAGCUGCGACAUAACGGUAGUUUCCGAAUUGAGAUCGGUAGUGUUAGUCGCCGUCGUGGUACUUCUGAUUCCGACGCAGGUGAUGGUCAGAGAUCGUAUUCUAUUGGCUCGUUCGAGUACAUUGUCGAUGACGGUUACGAGCUUUCCGUAGGGUCCAUACACCGACGUGGAGUUUCUGAAUGCACCGACAAGGAAUCGAUCGGUGUUCCAGUGCCGGCGCCACCUGGAGAAAGUAUAGCUUCAGAUGUUUCCGGUGGUGGACGAAGUUGGCUUCGAGAUUAUGUUGACAGAAUUGGUUCACUUUCUCUUUCGUCCCGCACAAUGUCGUUCCGGAGCUCCGGAAGGUUUUUCAACGGCAGUAGCCGGCGGAACGACAUCGUCGUGCCUAUCGAUGAUUUGGAAGCUGGCCGGGUUGGGGAGGAGAUUAGCGAGUUGUUUCGGUGGCUCUCAGGGGUAUGAAUUUGUAUAUUCGAUUGCAUUGCAGGGGCAAAUUCGUCUUUCAGUAUACUCUCUUGAUAAAAAAACAAAAAACCACUAGAAUUUGCUAUUUCCACUCUCAUAUCCAUAAUUUUUGUGAGUGGAUUUAGCAAGAAUUGGAGUGUAGAUAGUAGAAACAAUUUAACCAAUUUUUUACUUUUCUUCCCAUUUUCUUUUUAAUCAAGGUAAAGCAUGUCCAAGAAUGCUAAUGAUUCUAUUCUUUACAGUUUACGAGGACUAAAAAUUUACUAAGUCAAAAUAGCACCAUUUUUGGAGUGAUUUUGGGGAUUGAAAUAGCUAGUG